Myiozetetes cayanensis is the source of this 755-nucleotide messenger RNA. RefSeq names its product NADH:ubiquinone oxidoreductase core subunit S8 (gene NDUFS8). Gene Ontology annotation, biological process: mitochondrial electron transport, NADH to ubiquinone; mitochondrial respiratory chain complex I assembly. The record is from RefSeq and is a predicted model, not a curated record. The coding region runs from base 51 to 668 and encodes 205 amino acids. Gene Ontology annotation, cellular component: membrane. Gene Ontology annotation, molecular function: 4 iron, 4 sulfur cluster binding; NADH dehydrogenase activity. NCBI's taxonomy places the organism in Eukaryota, Metazoa, Chordata, Aves, Passeriformes, Tyrannidae. The transcript is spliced from 7 exons.
AGUGCCCGCGGGGGCGGCCAGGGGUCAGGGCGCUGCAGGCAGGACCGGCCAUGGCGGCGCUGCGGCUGCUGUACCGGGCUUCCCGCGCAGGCCCCCCGGUCCCGCUGCGCCUGCUCAGCACCAGCACCCCCAGGGACUGCUACAAGUACGUCAACGUGCAGGAGCAGCCCAUGGACAUGCGCUCCAUCACCGACCGCGCCGCACAGACCCUGCUCUGGACCGAGCUCGUCCGAGGCCUGGCCAUGACCCUGAGCUACCUGUUCCGGGAGCCGGCCACCAUCAACUACCCGUUCGAGAAGGGCCCGCUGAGCCCGCGGUUCCGCGGGGAGCACGCGCUGCGCCGCUACCCGUCCGGGGAGGAGCGCUGCAUCGCCUGCAAGCUCUGCGAGGCCGUGUGCCCGGCACAGGCCAUCACCAUCGAGGCCGAGCCCCGCGCCGACGGCAGCCGCCGCACCACCCGCUACGACAUCGACAUGACCAAGUGCAUCUACUGCGGGUUCUGCCAGGAGGCCUGUCCCGUGGAUGCCAUCGUGGAGGGUCCCAACUUUGAGUUUUCGACGGAGACGCACGAGGAGCUGCUCUACAACAAGGAGAAGCUGCUCAACAACGGCGACAAGUGGGAGGCCGAGAUCGCGGCCAACAUCCAGGCCGAUUACCUGUACCGGUGACGGCCCCCCCUGGCACCCACCCACCACCGAAUAAAGGGUCUGGGGGUUCACCCGUCACCGGGGGCACCGACCCCUUCCCGACCCACA